AUGGCAAAAGUGUACACACAGGAAGAUUUUGAUGAGCUUAUGGGGAAAGUUGAGAAGGCAGAUUUUCGGGUGGCAGAGUAUUUGGAAUUGGAUGGAAGAGAGAAGUGGGCUAGAGUGUAUGCAACUGCUAACCGAGGGUGGACAACGACUUCAAACAUAGAAGAGUGUAUUAAUAGUCACCUUGUAGCAGCAGGAGAGCUUCCUAUAUUUGAUUUUCUAGAAGAAGUCGAACCAUCAACCGAAUACUUGUACACAGUAUAUGAUGCAGGAAGACGUUUCAUCGUUAACUUGGACAACAAAACUUCCAGUUGUCGGAUAUUUCAAAUAGACAAAAUUCCAUGCCCACAUGCAUGGGCUGUCAUUAAGAAGAAAAAUCUAAUGGCUGAUGAUUACUGUUCCGAAUUGUUCAAACCGCACACCGUGGUGAAGACGUAUGAUGCCGCCGUGGAUCCUCUCCCUGACGAGCGGGAAUGGAAGAUUCCAACAUACAUAUCAAAGGAUGUGGUUUUUCCACCAAGAUACAAGAGACCUCCUGGUAGGCCGAAGAAAAAGCGUGAUAAGCCGUUAUUUGAAUUGCUUCUUGAAAAAAAAAGACAUGCUUGCAGUACUUGUGGACAGACUAGACACAAUAGACGAUCUUGUAGUAAUGCUCCAAGAAGGAAGUAG
Messenger RNA from Lycium barbarum (goji berry), 666 nucleotides. RefSeq lists its product as uncharacterized. Lineage: Eukaryota; Viridiplantae; Streptophyta; Magnoliopsida; Solanales; Solanaceae. The record is from RefSeq and is a predicted model, not a curated record. Gene Ontology annotation, molecular function: zinc ion binding. The coding region runs from base 1 to 666 and encodes 221 amino acids. The transcript has 2 exons.